CAGCACAAUUGGGCUCAUAUUGGAGUUUUGGAGUGUGCCUCCUGCGUAGCCAUGGGGCGCGUUAACCCCAGAACCAAGCCAUCGGUGGCGGGAACCGCCGGUAAAUCAGAAAGUCGGCGGAUGAGCAACGCGGACCGUUCGGCAUACUUCGCGAGGAGAGAGGCGGCGAAGAUAUUGCGGCGUGUUCUUGAGGGUGAUGCUCACCGUCGAGCCGUCGCCUCCAUCAAGUCACUCGUUUAUGCUCCGUCUGUUCGGAAUAAGAAGGGUACAUUCGCUCUUGUUUGCAAGACUCUCAAGUACCUCCCUAUAAUCAAGGAAGUACUGGAGGCUGCUGAUUUAUUGAGCAACAAAUGGAAGAGGCAGAAGGAAUUAAUUUAUGUCAUCAUGUAUGAUAUCCUCCUAGGCCAGAAAACUCCUUUAGCUGGCGAUGCAGAGAAGUUUCUUAUGCGGCAGCAAAGCGCUUUACAAUCUGUGGUUACACAGCUUUUGUCAAAGAGAAAAGCAAAUAAUAUUGAAGAUUUAAUAGCUCGUGGGGAUAAUCCUGGUGUUUCAAGGCCUCGUUUUAUACGUGUGAAUACUUUGAAGAUGGAUGUUCACGCAGCAAUACAAGAAUUAGGCAAAAGAUAUGCAGUUCAGAAGGAUGACAUGGUUCCUGACCUCUUGGUACUUCCUCCAGGCAGCGAUUUACAUGAUCAUCCAUUGGUUGCAGAUGGGAGUAUCUUCAUGCAAGGGAAGGCUAGUUCUAUGGUUGCAGUAGCCCUUGAUCCCAAGCCAGGAUGGGAAGUCCUUGAUGCAUGUUCAGCUCCGGGUAACAAAACUGUCCACCUUGCCUCUCUCAUGAACGGAAAAGGAAGGAUCAUUGCAUGUGAAUUGAACGAAAACAGGGUCAAACGCUUACAACAUACUAUCGAACUAUCGGGAGCUUCUAAUAUAGAAGUUUUGCAUGGGGAUUUCCUUGCUCUUGAUCCAAAAGAUCCUUCGUUGUCCAAAGUCCGUGCCAUUCUUUUGGAUCCUUCCUGCUCUGGCUCUGGAACUGCAGCUGCUAGAUUAGAUCAUUUGCUCCCGUCACAUGUUGAAGGGAAGAGCUCUGGGGAUGACCAUGAACGAUUGGACAAACUCGCUGCGUUUCAGAGGAAGGCUCUAGCUCAUGCAUUUUCUUUUCCGGCCGUAGAGAGAAUUGUUUACAGCACAUGUUCUAUUCAUCAAGUUGAAAACGAAGAUGUUGUACAGUCAUUAUUACAUCUGGCUGAAUCGCAUGGUUUUCAACUGGAAACUCCGUUCCCACAGUGGCAGCGGCGAGGUCUCCCAGUUUUUGCCGGCGCUAACCAUUUACUUCGAACCGACCCCAUCGAAGACAAAGAAGGAUUCUUCAUAGCACUAUUUAAGAAGCAGAACACGACGCACCCAUUUCCCCAAAUUUCUAGUAGAGAUAAAAGCUCUAGAAAUCAUGGUGGAAAUAUCAGGAACAGUCGGGCAGUUGCGUGCCUUCCUACCAGCAUGUUCAAAAUGUGGAUGCAUGCACAUUCAAAGAGGACACGACGGAGAAAAAUCCACACUCCAUCCGAAACCAGAACAAGAUCUUGAUUAUUCUCAAAACAAAGCACAGUAAAAUCUUCAAAGUUUCAACAUUUCUGCUCAGGUUAGUUGAAUUACAAUUCAAGCCUAGCUUUUCAUUGUUCAUCUUUAUGUUUAGAACAUCGCAUAGCGUCUAAUUGACUGUGUCUCAUAUCUAUACGAUAGACAUUUCUUAUAAAACCUUAAAGUUUUCAUUAAAAUAAGCAUUUCAAGCACACA
Molecule: messenger RNA, 1794 nt
Organism: Cucurbita maxima (winter squash)
Lineage: Eukaryota; Viridiplantae; Streptophyta; Magnoliopsida; Cucurbitales; Cucurbitaceae
Product: probable 28S rRNA (cytosine-C(5))-methyltransferase
Exons: 13
Coding region: 52-1584 (510 amino acids)
Biological process (GO): rRNA base methylation
Cellular component (GO): nucleolus
Molecular function (GO): methyltransferase activity
Source: RefSeq, a predicted model, not a curated record